Diabrotica balteata is the source of this 1970-nucleotide messenger RNA. The record is from the annotation of a GenBank genome assembly. NCBI's taxonomy places the organism in Eukaryota, Metazoa, Arthropoda, Insecta, Coleoptera, Chrysomelidae.
UUAUAAGCGAUUCAUUUCGGGUAACUGCAGUAUUUUGAUUUGGCCUUCAGUGAAGAGAAGAUGUGUCGUUCGUACGCGCUUGUGUUGCUACUCGCGGGCUAUUGUUUUUGUUAUAGCAUGAAACCGCUGGAUAAUGCCUGUGGAUGGCAAGUUCCAACGUUGAAUGGCGGUCCUAGGUCAAAAUUGUAUGAUCCAGAGGCUAUCAAAGUUUUCUGUAAAAUACUUCGUAACCACCCUCUUUGCGACCAGUUGCUCGUUACAUUACCAGAAGGACAAAUUAGAGGCCACGUUUUAGAAAGCCAAGAUGGCAAGGACUUUUUCGCGUUCCAAGAAAUUCCGUACGCGGCGCCUCCUGUGGGCAAAAAUAGAUUUAAGGAUCCAUUACCUCCAGUUCCAUGGACAGAAAUCAGAAAUGCAACACAAAACAAGAAAGUAUGCAUGCAAAACAACGCAACAGCUUUAACGUCAGUACCCGAAGAUAUGGAAAUAACCGAAGAUUGUCUUUACAUUAAUGUUUACACUCCUAGGGUACCAUUAACGACACAUGAGUAUCUGCCCGUAUUAUUUUGGAUUCAUGCUGGUGGAUACUUUUAUGGAUCAGGUGCGCUACAAUACUACGAUCCUAAGUAUUUCAUGGAUUAUGAUAUAAUAGUAGUUACAAUGAAUUAUCGAUUGGGACCUUUAGGCUUUUUAACAACAGGCGACAACGUCAUCCCCGGAAAUCUAGGACUGAAAGAUACAUUCCAAGCUCUAAAAUGGACAUAUGAUAAUAUCAAUUUAUUUGGAGGAGAUAAAAAUAAAAUUACAGUAAUGGGCGAAAGUGCAGGAUCAACAACAGCAGGAUUUAUGCAUCUUAGUAAAAGAACGCACGGUAUGGUAGCAGGAUAUAUUUUGGAGAGUGGUACACCAAUUUCCCCCUAUGCUUUCCAAUCAAAUGCUAGACACUACGCUUUUAAACUGGCAAAAGCUCUCGACAGUACCUUUACAUCUGAAGAUUCCAACCAACUUCUUGAUACGCUUUUAAGCAAAACCGCGGAAGAAAUUACAGACACAGCGAUCACUAACGAUGGAUAUACUGCCAAUCCACUUGGAGCUUUGGUUAUUUGGUUGCCAAUAAUCGAGAAAAAAGGGACUCCAAAUGCUAUCAUUACGGAGCCAAUGUACGAAAUUCUAAACAACGGCGGCUUUAAUGCGGUGCCCUUUAUGACAGGAUUCACUUCAGAGGAGUCACUUUUCUUCCUAAGAUAUUUACCUGCAGCGAAUUUACAGUUUUUUAAGGAAUUACUAGACAAUAAUACACAAUUGAUACUCCAUCCAGCUCUUAAUAUUGAUCCGGCUGCAUUACCAGAAGCGGCUAAGGAAUACAAAGAAAUUUUCACCACCAAAACAUUUGUUGAGGAUAAUGGAGCAUAUACCAGGUACAUAACUGAAGAUGUAUUUAGCACACCUAAUAUUAAACAUGCGGAACUUUCAUCACAUAAGGCUACCACUUAUUUGUACGAGUUCGCUUACAAAGGAAAAAUGGGAGGAUUGAUGAAUCUGCCAUAUACUGCAGGAGCUGAUGAUGUUGCCCAUACUGAAGAACUACAUUACUUAUUUGGAGGACGAGAAGGAGUGAGAGAUAGCAUUAAAUUAUACCCCAAAGAAGAUCAAUUGACAAUGAAAAGAAUGUUGACUUUAUGGACAAACUUUAUUAAAUAUCAAAAUCCUACGCCAACCAAAGAAGCAAUUUUAGAUAACAAGAUUUGGCCUUGUAUAGUUUGUGGAAAUAAAAUCAAUUACCUUAGUAUUAACAAGACUUUAGAAGCACGAAUUGAUCCGAAGUCUUACAAAAAAGCAAACAAACUAUUGGAGAAAUAUCAUAAACCACCCUAUUAUGUGUUUUGAGUGUCUGUGAUGUAUAUUUGUACUUAAUUAUUUUAUUAUUUUAUAUAUAAACAAUAGAUAUUUUUAAUAAAACACGAAAUAUA